Pomacea canaliculata is the source of this 497-nucleotide messenger RNA. Its product is annotated as 40S ribosomal protein S15Aa. The transcript has 5 exons. Gene Ontology annotation, cellular component: cytosolic small ribosomal subunit; ribosome. The record is from RefSeq and is a predicted model, not a curated record. The coding region runs from base 105 to 497 and encodes 130 amino acids. Lineage: Eukaryota; Metazoa; Mollusca; Gastropoda; Architaenioglossa; Ampullariidae. Gene Ontology annotation, biological process: translation. Gene Ontology annotation, molecular function: structural constituent of ribosome.
CAAAUCCGUAUCUAUGGAGUUAUUUUACCGGAAGUGAAUUAGAGUUACUUUACCGGAAGUAGCAUAACUCUCGUUCUCUUUCCGACUCCAUCUUCAAAGCCAAGAUGGUGCGUAUGAACGUACUUGCGGAUGCUCUCAGGAAUAUUUCCCGUGCAGAGGAGGGUGGCAAGCGCCAGGUGAAAAUCAGACCUUGCUCCAAAGUUAUUGUCAAGUUCCUAACAGUUAUGAUGAAGCAUGGAUACAUUGGGGAGUUCGAAAUUGUGAAUGAUCACCGCAGUGACAAAAUUAUUGUCAACCUGACAGGGCGUUUGAACAAGUGUGCGGUUAUUAGUCCUCGAUUCGACAUCCCAAUUAAAGAUCUAGAGAAGUGGACCAACAAUCUCCUGCCCUCCAGACAGUUUGGGUACAUUGUGCUGACAACCUCCGGCGGCAUCAUGGAUCAUGAAGAAGCCAGGAGAAAACACUUGGGAGGAAAGAUUCUGGGAUAUUUCUUUUAA